Messenger RNA from Bombina bombina (fire-bellied toad), 1707 nucleotides. It is a transcript of the gene MMP19, whose product is annotated as matrix metallopeptidase 19. Gene Ontology annotation, molecular function: metalloendopeptidase activity; zinc ion binding. Gene Ontology annotation, cellular component: extracellular matrix. Gene Ontology annotation, biological process: extracellular matrix organization; proteolysis; collagen catabolic process. Lineage: Eukaryota; Metazoa; Chordata; Amphibia; Anura; Bombinatoridae. The record is from RefSeq and is a predicted model, not a curated record.
UUGAGAAGGGGGACACAGCAGCAGCUACAAAGGGAACAGCACAGCUAGGUUACCCUACACACAGAAGAUCUGUUUCUGCAGGAUGCUGCUAUUCCCGUUGCUUGGUGCUCUCUCCCUCACAGCGUAUGCAACUUUAAAUGACCCCAACUCUACAGAAGAGGCCUUGAGGUAUCUGAAGCAAUUUGGAUAUUUACAAAAGCCCUUAGAAAGUGACAAUGAAGAUUUCAGUCCUGACCAUGUGAAAGAAGCUCUAAGAAUUUUCCAGCUCUCAUUUCAACUACCUGGAACAGGAAUCCUGGAUGACAAAUCACUGGAAAAGAUGAGGGAGCCUCGGUGUGGACUUGAAGAUCCAUUUAAUCAGAGGACUCUUAGAUACUUGCUAUUGGGUCGAUGGCGGAAAAAGAACCUGACUUAUCGAAUAUACAAUUACACACCAGAUAUGAAGCCUUCUGAGGUGAAGGCUGCUAUCCAAUCAGCCUUCAAGUACUGGAGUGAUGUCACACCACUUACAUUUAAGGAGGUCAAAUACGGGAGAGCAGACAUACGCAUUUCAUUCCACCGACGUGGCAUCAGCUGCUCACGUCCAUUUGAUGGUCCUGGGAAGGUGCUUGCUCAUGCUGACAUUCCAGAAGAGGGCACAGUUCUUGAUGAAGAUGAAACCUGGACUGAAGGGUCAUAUAAUGGCGUGAACUUGCGUAUCAUUGCAGCUCAUGAGCUGGGACAUGCCUUGGGCCUUGGACACUCACGAUAUACCAAUGCAUUAAUGGCACCAGUCUAUGCUGGCUACAAACUCAACUUUCGCCUGCAUGAUGAUGAUGUGAGAGGGAUCCAAGCCUUGUAUGAAGAAGAAGAAAACAUUGUAACAACAGAGAUGCCAACAAUCUUCACAGAGCCAAUUCCCACCAGUCCAAUUCCUGAUCCAUGCAAGGACAGCCUGGAUGCCAUCAUAUUAGGACCUUAUGGGAAGACCUAUGCCUUUAAGGGAUAUUAUGUUUGGACAGUUACAGAUUUUGGAAUAAGCCCCCUCAUAAAAGAUCCAAACCUGUGGAAAGGCCUUCCGGGGAACAUAGAUGCUGCCGUACACUCAGCCCGCACAAAAAGAACAUAUUUCUUUAAAGGUAAAUAUUAUACAGAUUUUAAAAUGAACUAUGGAUACCCUAAACAAUUAAUUAGAGUUCCACCAAAUCUUAAUGCUGCUCUGUAUUGGAAGGAAAUUCAGAAGAUCUUCUUGUUUAAGGGGGACAGUUAUUGGCAAUGGGAUGCUGGGUGGAGCAACUUAUCAUCUAAGAAAAUCUCCAGCCUAUUUACAGGAGUCCCAACUCAGCUUGAUGCAGUUUUGACCUGGAAGAAUGGGAAGAUUUAUUUCGUUAAAGGGGACAAGUACUGGCGAGUGAACAAACAGCUGCGUGUGGAACGAGGGUAUCCCCUUAGCAAGUCGGAACGUUGGAUGCAGUGCCACCAUUAUGAUUAACUGCUGUGAGAACUUAUAUUAAUUAACUUCCAGACAGAUAUGGUUUGAUGUCAAAAUGACUAGAAUGACCUAAGAAGCAUAAAAAAAGCAAUAGGAGCUUGGUUACCUUUCAGAAGUGGACUACAACAUGAUAACUUGGGAGGUUGCCUUUUAAGUUUUCCUUAUACAGAUAUCUUAUGUUGAUGCUUGCAAUCUUUGUAAGGCCAGGAGACUUCAAUAAACAAAUGAUAAGGGUA